This is a messenger RNA of Anarrhichthys ocellatus (wolf-eel), 2043 nucleotides long. RefSeq names its product TRIO and F-actin-binding protein-like. The transcript is spliced from 12 exons. Gene Ontology annotation, cellular component: actin cytoskeleton. The coding region runs from base 13 to 1836 and encodes 607 amino acids. The record is from RefSeq and is a predicted model, not a curated record. NCBI's taxonomy places the organism in Eukaryota, Metazoa, Chordata, Actinopteri, Perciformes, Anarhichadidae. Gene Ontology annotation, molecular function: actin filament binding. Gene Ontology annotation, biological process: positive regulation of substrate adhesion-dependent cell spreading.
CAUGACAGUUAUAUGAAUGCAUGUGAUCUCACACUUGUGACUUCCCCAUUUCAUCUCACAUCACGCAUGUUCAUCUCUCACAAUGUCUCGUUCUUUCUGUGCUCCUCACAAUAUGUACUGUGCAAUGGAAUGCAUCUCUGGUGUUGUUGCUUGAAGGGGUGGAUGUCCAUACUGGAUGAACAUGGCAAGGGGAGGAAACACUGGUUUGUUCUAGGUGAUACAACGCUGAGGUACUACAGAGACGCGGAUGCUGAGGAGUCAGAUGAUCUGGACGGAGAAAUCAACCUGACGUCCUGUGAGAAUGUGUCAGACUGCGAUGUGGAAAAGAACUAUGGACUCCAAAUACAAACAAAGAGAGCAGUGUUCACUCUCUCCGUUAUGACCUCCAGAAUACGUCGGAACUGGGUGAAGUUACUAAAGCAGGCGAUCCAGAACAAAGCGCACGAGAAAGAGAACCCCCUCUCCCGGAGACCGUCGUCAUGCCAACCCCCUGCUCGGUUCACCUGCAAGGACUCCGGCUAUGAAGCUACCGCUUCCACCUCCAGCGCCACAGCUGCAAACCCCCAUCAGGCCGACCACCACCACCACGACCAAACCGUAGACCGGGAUCUGGACUUGUCUCCGUCCAGUCAGAGAGAAGAGGGGGAGGGCUGGGACCACGAGCAAGCCAAGCGAUUGGAGGAGAGGAACAAGUGGUUUGAGGAAGGGGUCUCCUUCAGUGAGAUGGGCAGCAGGUGGGACUCCAUGGAGCUGAAGAGGGGGAGUGUACCCGUGCCCAUCACUGAGACCAUGGACUCAGACGUCAGCAGGAAGUGGGUAGAAUUUGAGACGUUGUCAUUUAGGGAAAUGAGCGCGCAGUCUCUCAUUGGAGCCCAGACGUAUGAAUCGAGUCCUGAAGAGGCCGAACAGCCUGCCACCGGAUCACAAACUGAUGCAUCCAGCCCAUCCAUGAAUGGAGCUCAAACUAUUCAAACAAAUAAAGCGGAAGCUCUACAAAAGGAGGCCCUCUCUCUUCGAAACCAAGUGGAGAGCAUCAAAAGGGAGCGAGCAGCCAUGGGGGUAGAGGUGGACAGCGCGUGUGGCCCCAGGGCCCCCUGUAGGGCCCGGCUAGAAGCCAUGGAAGUGGCCCAUCGCAAAGCUCUGCUGGAGCUGCAGGAGAUGCACGCGAGGGAGAUCGGGGAGCUGCAGGAGCAGAGAGACAGGAUGCUGCAGGAGGAGCCAGGAGGAGCCGCUGAAGCUGUGGAGUUACUGAGAGCAGCUCACAGAGAGGAGCUGGAGAGGGAGGUGGAGAAGGCCAGGAGGCUGGCCGGAGGAGCUGCACACGCGGACGCUUCACGCAGAGGCCACAUGCCACAGGCGGACGUCUCGCUCGGCGAAUUAGAUGCGCUGUCCGAGCGCUACUCCCAGAAGUGCCUGGAGCUGCGCCGCACCGAGCAGAGCGGCCGGGACCGAGAGGCUGAGCUCGACCUCAAGGAGAGAGAGCUGGAGCAGCUCAGAAGAGAGAACCAGGAGCUGAAGGCCAAACUGGCGGAAGAGAUCAGCCGCAUGCGCUAUUUCAUCACAGGUCAGAGGUCGGACACGGCAUCUCUUGGCAACGCUGAGCGCACUGCGUCUGAAUUAGAGACAUUACUAAGAGCGAAAGACAACGAGGUGCAGUAUCUUAAAAAGGAAAUCAGCUGUCUACAGAACGAAGUGCAGUCUCUUACAAAGGAGAAAGCAGCGGCGUACGUGGAGCUGAGUGACGCGAGGGUUCGCAGCCAGCUGGAGACGGGCUCCCUCAACGAACACUUGAGACUGGCCAACGCUGCUCUGCAGGAGGGAGCGAGGCAGACCUGACCAAUGAGGACCAACAAGAAAAACAAGAAAAAAAUACUUACCUUGAGUAAGGACGACGGCAAGCCAACAUAGAAAUAUUCACCAAAUACAACAGCAAAAUCAUGACAUUACAAUAACAAUGUGUGCCGUUGUGACUUAGAAGAGUCAGAAUGAGAAGAAUUCCACUGUGCAAAGACCAAAUAAUAACAAGUGUUCAUCCAUGUGUAA